AUGAUGGAGCCCAAGGAAUCCAACCCCCGCACAGACAGUCUCAGUCUCGAGGCCCAAACCUCCAUUCCCUCUGAUCAACAGUCUGAUGCCAGAAUUAUCCGCGAAAAGAACCCACCAGCGGUCGAUGGGGGCCUCCCGGCGUGGCUGUUUCUGGCAGCCUCUACAAUGCUCGAGGCUAUUGUGUGGGGGUACGCCUUCGCUUUUGGAAUCUUCCAGGACUACUACAGUACUCACGCACCCUUCCAAGGAUCGGGGAAUAUUGCUGUGAUUGGGACUUGCGCCAUGGGCAUUGCCUACCUCGUUUCCCCGUUAGUCAUUGUGGUGAUGAUUUUAUUUCCGUCAAUUGCUCGCUGGCUGUCGACGGCAGGGGUCGUUGUUAUGUGCCUAUCGCUGGCACUGAGCUCGUUCUCGACAAAUGUCACCCAUCUGAUCCUUUCCCAGGGAAUUGGGUUUGGGACAGGGGGUUGUUUUGCGUAUACACCAUCAAUUUUGUUCCUAUCGGAAUGGUUCUUCAAGCGAAAGGGACUUGCCUUUGGGAUUGUCUGGGCCGGGUCGGGGUUGUCCGGUGUGAUUUUCCCGUUAGCUAUCCGAUGGCUCUUAGACAAGUACGGCAUCCAGGCUGCGCUGCGCGUCUCGUGCGUGGCACUUUUCGUUCUCGCAGCACCUUUCCUAUACUUCCAUCGACCACGACUGCCGAUGUCCGAAACUGCGUGUCAGCAUCGGCUCGAUUUCCGGUUUUUAUACAACAAGGUGCACAUCAUAUAUCAGCUUGGCAACGUCGCCGAGGCACUUGGCUACUUUUUGCCCGCAAUCUACCUGCCAAUGUACGCGCGUAGCCUGGGAGCCAAUGAAUUGCUAUCUUCGCUCACAGUGACCUUGGUCAACUUGGCAUCCGUAUUUGGCUGUGUGCUGAUGGGAUUUCUUUCGGAUCGGUAUCAUGUCACGACUUGCAUUUUGAUUUCCACUGUCGGCACCGUGAUAUCUGUCUUCUUUCUGUGGGGGUUCGCCGUUACCAUCCCACCACUCUAUGUCUUUUGUAUUACCUACGGCCUCACCGCCGGCGGCUUCUCAUCCACCUGGUCCAGCGCUUCGCACGAGAUUCAACGUGCCAGCCCAUCUGCCGAUACAGCUGUCAUAUUCGCCUUCAUGGAGACCGGACGGGGAAUCGGAAACGUGGCCUGUGGUCCACUCAGCGAGGUCCUACUCAAAGGAGAUGUCUGGCGAGGACAUGCAUGGGGCGCGUAUGGUAGUGGGUACGGCACACUCGUGGUUUGCACUGGAACCACCGCGCUCGUGGGAGGGUUGUGUGUGGUGGCCCGCCACCUCAAGUGGGUGUGA
Messenger RNA from Penicillium alfredii, 1338 nucleotides. RefSeq lists its product as uncharacterized. Gene Ontology annotation, biological process: transmembrane transport. The record is from RefSeq and is a predicted model, not a curated record. Lineage: Eukaryota; Fungi; Ascomycota; Eurotiomycetes; Eurotiales; Aspergillaceae. Bases 1 to 1338 code for a protein of 445 amino acids. Gene Ontology annotation, molecular function: transmembrane transporter activity. The transcript has 4 exons. Gene Ontology annotation, cellular component: fungal-type vacuole membrane.